AUGGCUGAUAGUAUCGUAUCAAAUGACGCCAAUUCUGGACAGUCUCCAGCAUCAGAUGAGCAGUUGUGUUUGUCUCCGAAAUCGAUUGAAUCCAAUGAUAAACCGAUUCCUAUGGAUACAAAUGGCGAUAAACGGGAAUCUGCCGAGAGGGAACAACCACCAAGUUCGGGCGCUCAACACGAAAUGGCGGAAGUUCAAGAUCUUCCAAUGGAUUCGAAUGGCCAUAAAGAAUCCGCAAGGAGUGAACAACCGGAUGUGAAACACGAUGUGAUGGACAUUGGCCAAGUGUUGACACCUCCAUCCGAAGAAGAAUCUGCAAUGGAAGUUUCUCCAGCCACAGAAGAUUCUUCCAAGGAUAUAGAUUCCAGUGAGAUGACGGACACUUCCGAAGCGGGAGACGUCGAAGACCUUGCUUUGGAUCCAGCGACCGAGAAAGAAGUGGCCAUUGAAGAGCUUAUUGACGAUCUUCGAAAUUACUUCCAGAAAGCCGAGCUAAAGAAGACUACAGCAAGUUCCGAACAAUGCGGCGUGCUUUCAAACAAGAUGCGGUUUUUGAAACAUACGCACCACAAAAAUGAGAAAUGCGAUUGCUUUGAGAUAGUAGACAAAGGUGGACUGCUGAACGCUCAUCGACCAAAAACCCGGAAGGUGGUGAAAUUAACCGAAGAUCGUCGUUAUGCAAUAAAAAUAGACAUGCCAGAGUUUUCUAGAGGAGAUAUUAGUGUAAUGAUUGUAGAUGGCAAGCUUUCAAUUUAUGCCAAGCGAAGUCUCGAUACAGAGUGUGGUAUCGAAUGUCACGAGUUUCACGAGAUUCUUAAAGUGCCCCGGGACGCAGUCGUUUCUAGCGUUGCUGCAGAAUUGUUCGUCGAAGGAUACUUAAUCGUGCAGCUGUAUAGAAGAAAAGUACGCGUCACAAUUCCCCAGCAACCUGGACGCAAGUAUUCGGCAUGUAGUCCUCGGCUUUCUAGAGCUUCCAGAACACAGAGGCACAUGAAAUGGCCUAGUGUUCUCAACUGUGACACUCAAGGUGCCUUCUCUGAUGACGAGUUGCAGUCCAAUUCAAGAACCUCGAGGGACCACGACUUGUACACCCGGCUUGGUCUGUUACUGGGCGAUCGCAUGAGCCUGUCUGGGCAGAAGAUGGAUAGGCGAAACCACAGCAAUCACGAAUCCUACGCCAGCAUUUCAUCCUUAGCAAGCAGCGAAGCUAACACCACAAACACGAGUCCGUUAUCUACACUGACAGAUUCCUCCGAUGCUGAUCCUCUGUCGAGGGUCGGAAGCUUACGAGCUCCAAGUAGAGAGCAAAGCUCCGACAGUGUCGUCUCUUUGAUGAGUACCAGCACUGGACAUAGUUCGUGUAAUAGUCCCAUUGGUACACAGUUUCAGAGGCACAUCCCUGCUAGGACCAGUGAUAGUUUUGUGCAGUUUGCUAAAAGAAAUUUAAGAAGACAGAUGCAUUAUAAAAGUGAUGAAUCUGCCUUAAAUCUCCCAACUUUUGGAAAAAGGAGCAAUACCUCUAAGUUAUUAAAUAAGACAUUGAAGCCUUUAUAUUUCGAAGUGCCUCAAGCAGAGUCGGAUCCUCUAUUUCUUGGAAGACAUUGGCUGUUCAAGGAAAUCGAACAGGAACUGACUUCUGAUGCGAAGGGGAAGAGACUUCUUGUCAUUUCAGGGUGCCCCGGAAGCGGCAAGACAGCAAUUGUGUCUCAGUUGGUUGAAUACAGUUCCUUUAGAGUUAAAAAAGAAGAUGCUAUUUAUCAUGAUAUUCAGUCACUAGACGGUAGUGACUAUAACAUGUCGAAUUCCAGCAGUAGUGACUCCGGGCUGUACCAGUCCAUAUCCACCCUACAUCACAGCGGUGCUCGCUCUCUGGGCAGCCGCUUAGUGGCAUACCACCUUUGUCAGGCCGAUAAUAACAUCACUUGCCUCGUUCCAGAGUUUGUUCACAGCAUCGCCUCUCAUCUGUGUCGUGCACCACAACUUGUUGCUUAUAGAGACAUGGUAGCUAGAGAUCAGAGGUUACAAGAUCUUCUGAGUAUGUCAUCUUGUAUCGCUGAUGCUCACAAAGCAUUUGUUCAUGGAAUCCUGGAACCUUUGAAUUCCUUGAGGAGCAGAAAUAAAAUUCCUAACACGACGUGUCUCAUUGUGGUAGAUGGUUUGAAUGAAGCCGAAUAUCACAGACCCGACUACGGGGACACCAUUGCUUCAUUCCUGGUUCAUCAUUUUGAAGCUUUUCCAUCAUGGCUGAAGGUUCUUGUUACAGUUCGGACAAGCUUUGCAGACAUGGUCAAGAAAGUUCCAGCUCAUUGCAUUUCAUUAGAUAAAGUCUCAUCCAAUGAGAAUAUUCAUAAAGAUUUAUGUAGCUAUAUUUUGCAUAGAAUUAAUUGUAGUCCAGCUAUACGUGCCAAUAUUACUGUAAAUAAUAGUAAAGUGGAAGGCUCUUCAAAUUCUAGGUUUGCAAGUCAUCUCUCGAACCUCAGCAAAGGUUGCAUGUUGUACAUAAGGUUAACAUUAGAUCUCAUAGAAAAAGGGCAUUUGGUUGUGAAAAGCAGCAGUUAUAGGGUUCUCCCAGUUUGUUUAAGUGAAGUGUACACUUUGAGUUAUAAUCUGAAGUUCACAACAAUCAAAUCAUAUGACAGAGUCACUCCCUUGUUACAAAUUUGUCUUGCAUCCCUUUAUCCUCUGACUCUCCAAGAGUUAUUUCACACUUUGAAUGCCAAGUGUGUCUCAGAAGGAGUAUCCUGGGAUGAUUUUAUGUCAAGGAUGGAAGUCUUGAUGGCCUCUAAUUUUGUUGUCACGAGACAAGAUAGCACGGUCAUGUUCGCCCACCCAUCCAUGAGGGAGUGGUUGUUACGGAGAGAUGAAAACGAAAGUUCUAAGUUCCUAUUGGAUGCUAGGUCUGGUCAUGCUGCCAUUGCAUUUCGUAUGAGUCGAGGAGCUCAGCAGCAAACAGCGGACGACUGUUUAGAAUUAGGGCAUCAUAUUUUGAAAGCUCACAUCUACAAGAACACCCCAAAAGAUUUCCUCGCCCCAAGCCUGCCGAGAGAUUUGCAAGCAUAUUGGGUCAAUUUGGGAAGUAAUUGCAUCGAAAUUUCUUUAGGCUCCUUGAGAAAUGUGUACAGCCCAAAUGUUAAAGUCAGUCGUCUACUUUUGCUGUCUGGAGCGAAUCCUAAUCAUUAUAUGCCGAGCUUGGACAAUUUAUCAAUAUUAGCAAUAGCAGCGAAACAUGGCUUUUUGGAAAUGGUUGCCCUCCUGAUUGAGUUUGGUGCAGACGUCAAUGCUCUGUCUAAUAACUGUAUGGGAGCCUUGUCCUUGGCCUGUGAAAAUGGCUUCAUUGAUAUUGUGAGACUAUUGGUUAUGAAAGGUGCAAAGAUAAAUCAGAUAGACAAUGAAGGAAAAUGCCCUGCCAUUCACGCUGCAUCACGAGGUCACUUGGAUAUCGUCAUCUAUUUAUUUCAAUGUGAGUGGUCUUCUGAGCUAGGAAAUGGUCCAUCGUUCAAGGAAGCUGCACAGGCGUCUCUGAUUGCUGCUGCAAACAACAGCCAUUUUCAGGUUUGUGAGUACUUGCUAGACAUGCCACAGGUGGAAGUGAAUUCCAUCGACAAGUUCAGUGGUCAUACGGCACUGACGGCUGCCAGUUAUGCUGGUCAUCUGCAGGCAUGCAACAUCUUGCUGAGGCGUGGUGCCUCUGUGAAUGUCACGGAUCGUCACAAGGAAGCCCCUUUGCUGUUUGCUGCAUCCGAAGGACAUUGGGAGAUUGCAGAAAAACUGCUGACCCAUGGUGCCUCACUAGAACAAAUGGACACUUUGGGGCGAACGCCUUUGAUGCUUGCCGCUAUGGGUGGUCAUCCUGUUCUCGAGUUGCUUUUAUCGAAAGGAGCAUCUGCAGAAUCUUGUGAUAAGGAAGGGUUAACUGCUCUUAGUUGGGCUUGUUUGAAGGGGCAUCAUCAAGCAGCUCAGUGUUUGAUCAACCACGGCUCUGACGUCAAUCAUCCAGAUAAAAGUGGGAGAACACCUCUGGAUUUUGCUGCCUUCAGUGGUGACCCUGAUGUGGUUCAGUUGUUACUGGAUUCUGGAGCAUUGAUGGAACAUGUAGAUGUCACAGGUAUGCGACCUCUGGACAGAGCAAUUCAUUGUAAAAAUGUUGAAGCAGUUGUCAGGUUCCUUCAUAAGGGUGCUAAAUUAGGUUCUCAAACUUGGAUAAUGGCUCAAGACAAUCCAGAAAUUUUGAUACUGCUUCUCACUAAGUUGCUUGAAGAUGCCACCGUUUUAUGCAAGAGGGCGAGAAUGAAAGAUGCUGCCCAUCGAUACAUAUACGCCUUAAAGAAGUUUCCAAUGGAGCACAACUUGGGGCACGAUCAAAGGUUCCAACAAAUUAAGUUUCAGCUAUUUCUUGGUCUGUCUCGGUGCAGGAGAAAAAUGAACGAACCUAAGCUUGCUGUUGAAGCAGCAGACCAAGCAAUUGCUUUGAAGCCCAAAUCAUUCGAAGGCUAUUAUGCCAGAUGUCGAGCUCAAGAAGCACUUGGUUUUCAUGAAGAAGCUUUGUCAGACAUAAUGGAAGCUCUUAGAGUUGCUCCCCAAAACAUGGAACUGAAACGUGUUCUGAUGAGACUGAAAGAGCAGAUAUCAAAUGCAGCUAGUUCUCAGGAAUAUACUUGUGAUAAUAAACCCGAAAGUUAUAUUGGAUUCAGUGGUUUGGAGAUGCCCCAGACGGAAAAUUUUGGAUCCACAGAGACAAUAGACCACCUAUGCAACUUAACUCUAAAUCUUGUUGAAGAUUUGAAUCAACUCAAGGACAGAAUGCAAGACAGUGGUUGUGAAAGCAUACAUUAGGACCUUCAGCAUGAAUUGAACAAUGGUUUGAGCUUCGCUCAUUAUGCAAGCUAUGCUCAAUGCAACUAUAAAAAUGUCCCGAGGACCACUUAUCAAACUCCUAGAAGUCCUGUGUUUGAUUAAUUCCAGUGAUGUGUAUAGUUUUUUUUUAAUGAUCUGUGUUUUUAUUUAUGGGAAUUGUGUUUUGUACAAAGGUAGAAUUUUAAGUAAUAUAAUGCAUUUGUCAUGAUUGUACAUUAGAAGUUAUAAUUUCUUUUUAUAUAAUGAUGUAUGUACAGGGUGGUUACAAUUAAAACUUAACCAUG
Messenger RNA from Uloborus diversus, 5138 nucleotides. RefSeq names its product protein TANC2-like. The coding region runs from base 1 to 4833 and encodes 1610 amino acids. The transcript has 23 exons. Lineage: Eukaryota; Metazoa; Arthropoda; Arachnida; Araneae; Uloboridae. The record is from RefSeq and is a predicted model, not a curated record. Gene Ontology annotation, molecular function: protein binding.